Molecule: messenger RNA, 951 nt
Organism: Lichtheimia ornata
Lineage: Eukaryota; Fungi; Mucoromycota; Mucoromycetes; Mucorales; Lichtheimiaceae
Exons: 2
Coding region: 1-951 (316 amino acids)
Biological process (GO): regulation of transcription by RNA polymerase II
Cellular component (GO): PcG protein complex; transcription regulator complex
Molecular function (GO): RNA polymerase II cis-regulatory region sequence-specific DNA binding; DNA-binding transcription factor activity, RNA polymerase II-specific
Source: RefSeq, a predicted model, not a curated record
AUGGAUAAACCCAAGCUUCCUUCCAUUGAAAGUAUGCUGCAAGGUGCGACAGCAGCUACUCAUACGCGCGAUGACUGUGUGCCCUAUGCUGAGCAUCAACAGCCAGUAGGAAUGUCGAUGAGCGGCGGCGGCGGUGGUGGUGGUGGUCAUCGACGGCAUGUAUCAUUAUCCGACAACAUGCUAUCCACUACUACUACAUCAUAUCAUCCACGACUCGAAAUGGCUGUAGCUACGCAUGGAAUGCAAAAGUUGACACUCGCUCAACCUGCAGCGCCGAUUGAACCUCGUCUUGAUGAACCCUCUUUGCUUUUGACACCACCACCCCAACCUCGUCAUCAUCAACAACAACAACGAUCAUCAUCAUCGUCAUCAUCAAGAAAUACACACAUGCGAUCGUUUUCUGAUUUCUCGCAUCCCUAUCCAGAUGUCUCUUUUAUUCCUCCAUCAUCAUCAUCAUCAUCCAACAACAACAAUCAUUCUUCGCAUCGACGAGCCAUUUCAACCAAUUCAUUGGAUUUCAUACUACAACGUGGGCCGCUGCCGCCUUCUUCCAUGGCAGAGGAUGAACAUCCUGAUGAAGAGGAUGAGGAAGGGUUGGCAAACAAUAGCAGUGAUGACGAUCACCCUGCAUCCAUGGCAACCAUGAUGAUGACAACAACACCGACCACAUUGACCACAUCAUCCUCAGGCGGAUCCACAAAAUACCAUUGCCCUUAUUGCGACAAGGGAUUUUCACGUCCAUCCUCGUUACGUAUCCACACCUAUUCGCAUACAGGCGAAAAACCUUUUGUGUGUACUGAGCCAGGAUGUUCGAGGAAAUUCAGUGUGCAAAGCAACAUGCGUCGCCAUUUACGAGUACACGCCAAACGUGCUGUAUGGCCCGAUCAACAUCAUCAUCGUUUCAGCUUGGCAUCAUCAUCGACCACGAAUCAGCAACACCAACACGGCUAA